This is a messenger RNA of Saccharomyces cerevisiae S288C, 825 nucleotides long. RefSeq names its product SUMO-targeted ubiquitin ligase complex subunit SLX8 (gene SLX8). Gene Ontology annotation, cellular component: nucleus. Gene Ontology annotation, biological process: protein ubiquitination. The record is from RefSeq and is marked reviewed. NCBI's taxonomy places the organism in Eukaryota, Fungi, Ascomycota, Saccharomycetes, Saccharomycetales, Saccharomycetaceae. The transcript has a single exon. Gene Ontology annotation, molecular function: metal ion binding; ubiquitin protein ligase activity. Bases 1 to 825 code for a protein of 274 amino acids.
AUGGCAAGAAGACCUGAUAACCAAAAUCCAGAAGGUGAAAAUCUACGAAUCAAAAGGGUAAGACUAGAGUCGGUCAGGCAGAACGAUGAGGAGGAAGAAAAUGAAGUAUCGAGAACACAAAAUAUCGUCACAGAUAACCGCCAUGACAGCCCAGAGGCCGUAGUCGAAAUCAUUGGAGAGCGAGCUCUUGAGAAUACUUCUGAGGAAGAUGGUGAUGAUGAUUUAUCUCUCUUUAGAGCACUUGAAGAAGAUCCAGGUAGCGACCAUAACACCAGUAACAACGAUUCUGGGAAUCAUGACAGGGAAACAAUGCAUACCGAAGAGCCAGAAGCAAGUUCUGGUAACAAUAUCACAUUAACGAAUAAUGUUGAAGAAUUGCACACAAUGGACGUUCUUUCACAAACAGCAAACACUCCGAGUGCUUCCCCGAUGCUUGACGCAGCACCGCCGACAACGAAACCUGGAACAAAUAGUAAGGAACAAACUGUUGAUUUAACUGCAGAUGCCAUAGACUUAGACGCUGAAGAGCAACAAGUGUUGCAAAUAUCAGAUGACGACUUUCAGGAGGAAACCAAAGAAGCACCCAAAGAGUAUGGUGCAGCCAAGGACUAUCGCUGCCCGAUUUGUUUUGAACCUCCAGAGACAGCCCUCAUGACGUUAUGUGGGCACGUCUUUUGUUGUCCAUGCUUAUUUCAAAUGGUUAAUAGCUCAAGAACAUGUAGACAGUUCGGCCAUUGCGCUCUUUGUAGAAGUAAAGUGUACUUAAAGGAUGUGAGGUUAAUUAUUCUAAGGAAAAAGCAAGUCAAGAAGAAGGUAAAAAGCUAG